AAAGCCCUAUUGGAUGCAUGGUAAUUCUGCAACGUUGUUGACGUGUUUGUAAUCGCUCUGCGGAAAAUUAAAAAAAAACAGCCGAAUUGUUGGGAUUUUAACCAGCGUUAGAGACAGUGACUUAAAUAGCGAAGUGCUAAUAAAUUGUGCUAUUUGCAAGCACAAAAAUUUGUUUCAUUUUGCUUAAACAAACAAAUAAAUAUAGCUAGAGACAUAAAAGUGCAGUGAGGUGACAAAAACAAUAAGGCGCGAAAAUGGAUAAAUGCCAUAAGUGCAAGAAUCCAAUUCGCGGUGACAGCGGAAUCCACUGCGACGGUGUGCGUGGUAAAGUGUGGCACUGGGCAAAAAAAUGCUCUGAAUCGGAUGAGUACAGUGCGAAUGUACUCAAAGAAAACAACUUUGUGCGCUUUAUGUGUAACCAAUGUCACACAUACAUGCAUAACAUCGAUGAGGUGCUCCGAAAUAUGAACUUAACAAUAGAGAAAAAUAGUCAAAAGAUCCAAGAGUGUAAUGAUGACUUCCAGGAGUCGCAAAAAAUGCAAGUGAAAGAGCUUAAACUUCUCUUGCAAUCAAUAGAGAAACAAUUUGGGGAACGUAUUGAUGCAAUGCAAAGAGUAGAAAUAACCUGUGAGGCGAGUAUUAUCGAAGUGAACCAAAUUAAGUCAAUAGCUGACGGCGUAAAAAAGCAAAGCCAUGAUCUUUGCGAAGCCAUAGUGCGCAAUGAAAAUGAGAACAAAAAAAUUUGUGAAGAGAUAAAGAAAUCGGUGACUGCUGACGCGUUAGCAGGUCAGCGGGCGAAAGCCACUUACGCGGAUCUCUUUAAAGGUAACACUGCGAAAGAUAAUAGGCUGCGGAAAGUAAAUAAAGAGAAGCCAUUAGCUCUACAACCAAAAGAGAAGCAGGAAGUGGGAAAAACAAAAGAAGAUUUGAACAAAAAUGUUGACCCCUCGGGCUUGAAAAUUAAUAGUGUACAGGGGAGGAAAAGUGGGGCUGUAGUAAUACAAACAGAAAAUGAGGCUGAGCGUGAAAAAAUCAAAAAGGCAAUAGAGAAUAAAAUGAGUGAUAGAUAUGAAAUAAAAAUCCCAAACGUAGCCAAGCCAAGGUUCAUGGUAUAUAGAAUGAGCUUUAAACAUGAGAAUGAGCAGCUCAGGGAUAUGAUAAAAAAACAGAAUGAAUGCUUCAAAAAUGGUAAUUUCAAAAUUUUGAAAUGUUUUGAAACAAAAAGGGGCAAUGCAAAACAUUAUAAUGCGUUAAUAGAAACAGAUGUAGAUGCCUUUGCAGCCGUGCUGGCAAGCGAAAAAAUAAACAUAGGUUGGGAAAAAUGUAGAGUCAAAGAUGGAAUGGAUGUUACUUUCUGUUUCAAAUGCAAGGGAUAUAACCAAAUAGCUGCGAAAUGUAAAGCCGAUGAGCAAGUUUGUGGGGACCCUGGCGUUGAGUUUACGUCUCACCCAGGUGUAAAGAAAGCGCUACCCAAAUAUUUGCAAUGCGUAUAUCUCAAUAUACAGAGUUUAGUGGCUAAUAAAGUUGAGCUAGAAAUACUUAUAGAUUUUACCGACCCGGAUCUACUUUUGUGUUCCGAAACAUGCCUAACUGAUGGCAUAGAGGAUACGGAAAUAAUGUUCCCGGCGUAUCAGAUGAUACGCUGCGACUCACACA
This is a messenger RNA of Rhagoletis zephyria (snowberry fruit fly), 1656 nucleotides long. RefSeq lists its product as uncharacterized. Lineage: Eukaryota; Metazoa; Arthropoda; Insecta; Diptera; Tephritidae. The record is from RefSeq and is a predicted model, not a curated record.